AGAUCUUUGCUUGAGCAUGACAACUUGAGGAGCAAAGAGGCAGAUCGGAGCAAGAGCGUGCAAGCGCAAGAGCGAACAAAACCCGAAGAUGGCAGAAAUGUUUGCUGGCUUGAUCUACCGUCCUCCUCGCAAGGAGUACAAAGUGGCAGACCUGGGGCCCAAUCGCUACAUUGUCAAGGGGCAGAUGUGUACGAGAGAGGACGUAGACAUCGUUUCAAGGAGGAACCUUGUCUUGCGGGGGAGUUUGUAUCUCCCUGUCGUGAAAGAAACCAUGAAGGUUACAAGCCCAGUCCCUUGUGUUGUCUACCUUCACGGCAACAGCGGGAGUCGCAUUGAUGCUGAUGAUGUUGUGGAUUCUUUCUUAGUGGAGCAGAUGUCAGUCUUCACGGUUGACUUUGGUGGCUGCGGCCUGUCGGAUGGAGACAUAGUGACGUUAGGGUGGAAAGAAUGUGAUGAUUUGAAGAGCGUGUUGGAUUAUUUGUCUUCUAACCGCAACAUCUCUUCGAUCGGGCUGUACGGAAGAAGCAUGGGGGCAGCGACUGCGAUGCUUGUCGCUGCGGAUGAGAGUUACUAUCACCUCAUCAGCGGCAUGGUGCUCGACAGCUGUUACACGUCUGUUAGACAGGUCAUCUCCGAGUUGGCGUACAAAUAUGUCGGGAAGAUUCCUCUGGUGCCUCUAGAGUCGAUGAUCGACGAUGCUGUCGAGAGUCUUCGAGUAGCUGUCCUCUCCAAGUGA
Molecule: messenger RNA, 736 nt
Organism: Guillardia theta CCMP2712
Lineage: Eukaryota; Cryptophyceae; Pyrenomonadales; Geminigeraceae
Exons: 8
Coding region: 89-736 (215 amino acids)
Source: RefSeq, a predicted model, not a curated record